AGAAUGGCGGAUUGCGCGAUGAGGAAGCUGGGAUCCCAGCUGGCAAAAGUUGCUUGGGUGUCUCGGAGCUUCCAUUGCGGCACUGCGGACCAGGCUGGUAGGCCGUGGAGAUUGAAGCAUGCUUUGCCUGAGAAUGGUUCGCAGUACGGCCCCAUGAUAGACCUGCCUGAUUGGUCGUUUGCUGAUGGGCGCCUGGCCCCACCAAUGAAAGGUUACCUUCGUCGGCAGGAAAAGAACAGAGAACUUGCACGUCGUAUAGCCAUGAUCUCUUCAGAGAUGGACCACGGGCUUGAGAGGUGGGAGGCCAAGCAGAAGGAACAAGAGCAACAGGCUGAGGAAAAGCAACACAACAGACUCCAGCCGAAAGGAGGGAUCCUUCCACCAGCCCCAAAAUAA
Messenger RNA from Euleptes europaea (tarantolino), 396 nucleotides. It is a transcript of the gene MRPL52, whose product is annotated as mitochondrial ribosomal protein L52. Gene Ontology annotation, biological process: mitochondrial translation. Gene Ontology annotation, molecular function: structural constituent of ribosome. The transcript is spliced from 5 exons. Bases 4 to 396 code for a protein of 130 amino acids. NCBI's taxonomy places the organism in Eukaryota, Metazoa, Chordata, Lepidosauria, Squamata, Sphaerodactylidae. The record is from RefSeq and is a predicted model, not a curated record. Gene Ontology annotation, cellular component: mitochondrial large ribosomal subunit.